This is a messenger RNA of Condylostylus longicornis, 1061 nucleotides long. RefSeq names its product ER membrane protein complex subunit 7 homolog (gene EMC7). Gene Ontology annotation, cellular component: EMC complex. Lineage: Eukaryota; Metazoa; Arthropoda; Insecta; Diptera; Dolichopodidae. The transcript is spliced from 3 exons. The record is from RefSeq and is a predicted model, not a curated record. The coding region runs from base 111 to 809 and encodes 232 amino acids. Gene Ontology annotation, molecular function: carbohydrate binding.
AUCCAUUAAAACAACUGUCGCGAAACGUAAAAAAUUUAGUUGGUUGCUCACAAGUUUUUCUAAAUAAAUAUAUAUAAGUAACCGUAACAAAUCUGAGUACAAAAUUUAAAAUGAAAUUUUUCAUUAGUGUACUUGCAUUUAGCUUUAUAUUCCAAUGUGUGCACUGCGACCAAAUAUCAAAUCAAUCAGAUGAGUUUGAGGAGAAUACCAGCCGAUAUGUAAUUGAAGGAAGAGUUUAUCCUCCAGAAUUAUACACGGCCGAUUCAUACUGGCAACAAAACACAUCAAUAUCUAUAAAUAGUGGGGAAUACAAAGGUUUCCUUAGAGACGAUGGCACUUUUGUUAUAAGUGGUGUUCCUUCUGGAAGUUACGUUUUAGAAAUUCACAAUCCAGAUUAUUUUUAUGAACCAGUUCGAGUGGAAAUCAACCCGAAAGGAAAAUUUAGAGCCAGAAGAGUAAAUUACAUACAACCUGCACAAGUUAUUCAAAUUCCAUAUCCUUUGAAGCUUAAAGCUCUAACGAGGUUCAGAUAUUUUCAACAACGUGAACAAUGGAAGAUCACAGAUUUUCUAUUCAGUCCAAUGGUUCUUAUGAUGAUUCUUCCAUUAUUCCUAAUGUUAAUUCUUCCCAAAAUGAUGAGUGAUCCAGAAACCAAGAAAGAAAUGGAAAAUAUAAAUUUUCGAAAGAUGACUAAUGAUAUGCCAGAAAUAAGCGAAAUGUUGACAUCUUUCUUUACGGGUGCUCCUCCAAAACAGGAAAAAGAUAAAAAGGCUUCUGUUUCCGCAAAACAAUCGAAGAAAAGGAAUUAAUAAUGAUUAUUAUUUAUGAUUUAGGGAAAAAUUAAUAAAUUCGAAUUUUAAGUCAAUCCUUUUAGCUAAAAUAAUUACAUUACUUAUCAAAAACAUUAGGUAUAUGUGAAAACUAAUAUGUAUUGUUUGAUGAAAAUUAUUUAAAUAAAACAUUUGUUAUUAUUUUCUUGAUAAAUCGAAAUAUGUAUGUAAAAAAAAAUAAAACAAUCAAUAAUUGUUAUACAUUUUUCCUUAUUGUUUUACAAUAAAAAA